AUGUUUGCUUCAAGAUCAGUUGGGCGACAGGCCUUCAAUCUGACCCGCUGGAGCCAGAUACGAUGUGUGUCUACCUUAAAGUCGAAUCCUCAUAUUUAUGUACAUGCCAGUGAAAGUUCACCGGGAUCUCAUAUUCUUUCACUCCUUCCAUCUGAGCCAGUCAACCCAAGCCUCGCUAUUGGAGUCACAACCAAAUUGCCGCCAACAACAGAGUCUCUCACCGAGAACCCUAAGUUCCUGAGCACUCUCCAAAGUGUCUUCAGCAAACACGCUCAUGAAGAUCCUGAUGCAAAGUCCCAGGCACAUGUCAUGGCUUCAACAUCUGGAACAGUGUUCUUGAAUUCCCAACAGGGAAAAAGACGUGGAGGGAGCGACGGAGCUAGUGGUCAGGGUGGUGCUGGAUCCGCCGGACGGGGUGGUUGGAUUCAUAUCUCCGAUACCCGACGACCCCCUGAGUAUGGUCGUAUCGCAUGGCCUGAGGAUAUCUUUGGCAGUCUCGAAGUGGAUGCGAAUGGCCAAUUUGUAGGAGGGAAUGGAAACUAUCAGCCGAGUGGUACUUAUAGAAUCGUCACUCGCGAUGGAAUUUUGGGACUCACACCUUACCUCAAGGAAAAGAUUUUACAGCGAUUGCAAGAGAUUGAGAAGGAGUAA
Messenger RNA from Penicillium taxi, 651 nucleotides. RefSeq lists its product as uncharacterized. The record is from RefSeq and is a predicted model, not a curated record. The transcript is spliced from 5 exons. NCBI's taxonomy places the organism in Eukaryota, Fungi, Ascomycota, Eurotiomycetes, Eurotiales, Aspergillaceae. The coding region runs from base 1 to 651 and encodes 216 amino acids.